This is a messenger RNA of Neopelma chrysocephalum (saffron-crested tyrant-manakin), 417 nucleotides long. RefSeq names its product centromere protein P-like. The record is from RefSeq and is a predicted model, not a curated record. The transcript has 3 exons. Gene Ontology annotation, cellular component: nucleus; chromosome, centromeric region. Gene Ontology annotation, biological process: CENP-A containing chromatin assembly. NCBI's taxonomy places the organism in Eukaryota, Metazoa, Chordata, Aves, Passeriformes, Pipridae. The annotation marks the transcript as partial.
GAGUAACACUGAUUCUGAGAAAUGGACAACAACGUUUAUCAAGUUUAUGAAGAUGAAAUCCAGGCACUGGAAGAAGAAAUAAAACUCUUGACAGAAACGUACGAAGAUAUCCAGCAAGAAUCCACCUUUUUUUCUGAGGAGGAGAUAUUGAAGUCAUUAAAAUCAUUCCAAAGAGAAACGCAGGGAGAAUCCAAGGGACAUGAAUCUCCAUCAGACCUGAAAGCUCAACUUGAAAGUCUAGAAACAGAUCUGUCCUUUUUGAUGAAACUUACUGGUUUUCAGUUCACAAGUCAUUCCAAGAAAACAGUGGAAAAAACUAGAGACAGAACAGUGCAGAAGCACAGGUUGUCCGGGAAUUGUCACUCCCUGUCUUUUCAACUGGAAUUCCAGCUUCUUGAAAUGCAGGUAAGGAUCAAU